AUGUCUAACGACGAUCCCAUUUCCUACAUCUUCCCAGUUGCAAAAGACCUCGGCCUUUUUGACUACACGAUUUCUAUCGCCAACGAUGCGUUGAAUAGAGCACUGGAUGAGUUGGACAAGCAAAAUCGAGCAGAGCGUUCUCUAAAUUUUUGUAUGGCUUUAUUGGAUCCUUCAAUCCAUGCUGAGAAGCAGCAGUUGGAAACCUUCCAGAUCUACCGUGCGGCCUUGGACGACCCCAAAAUGGUCAAUCGUUUAUUGGAUAGUGACCAUAUCAAAGACCGCGUAUCUGCCUCCCUUCCUGUGCAAAAACCUCGCCAUGAUUUUUCUGCUACAGCCAUGCAUCAAGUUAUUUCUCUCCCUGACACUCUGGACACCAUUUUUUCUUUUCUUGCUGUGCGCAAACGAACAGAUAGGUCCGACCUCUGCAAUGCUGCCCUUGUAUCGCAUGCCUUUUAUAAUGCAGCGACUCCUCUUCUUUGGCAGAGCCCUCGACGUCUCGAUACGAUUAGAAAACAGCUUCUCUUUGCUUUUGGAGCAUCUAUAUCUGGAAAGGGCGUCGGACGACACGUCCAACGAUUGAGUAUCAACAUUUUCAAAGGAUGCUGGAAUAUCAAACUUUUAAUCAAAAUUGCGGGGCUCACACCAAAUGUGACCGAUCUAGCAAUAUACUGGGGAAAUUCCAUGGACGGCGAAGAAAUAGUAACGACUGAAUCCGUGGUCUCAGUCAAUCAGAUUUUGUUGACGUUCUCCAAACUUGAGCGUCUUGACCUUGCCAAAUAUUCAUACACUCCGCCCCGAGAAAGGAUCCUAAUUCCUGUCGAUGCACAUAAACCAUUUACCCAGUUGAAAGGACUCAGCUUAUAUCGUUUUCAUUGGCUAUGGGAACCCAUACUACAAGGCAUCGGUUCCAAACUCGAAGACCUGGAUAUCGGUUUUGGAACACAUUUGGAAAGCCACAAAUUAGUCAAAAUUUCCGCCAAAGUCCCUUUCCUGAAAUCGUUACACAUAUCAGUACUCGACGUGGAUGACCUUGGUUUCGCUUUUACCAACAUCCCGCAAUUGGAACACUUUUACGUUAACAAUUUCUCCUAUGUGGAUAACACAUCUUCUGAGAAAUUGAUCCAACACUUACUUACUAUGCGUUGCCUGCGAACCAUACACAUAGUAAAUUGUAUGGUUAAAGGAGAACAGCUGGAGCUACUGGCGAACUCCUCCCUCGCCUUAGAAAAUUUGACUUUGGAGUUGAUCGGGGACGACUCUGUGCCACAGGCCAUUCUGAAGUUUCUCAGGGACAAACGGAAGACGCUCAAAAGGAUUUCUUUAGGCUUUUGUGACGGCUACAAAUUAAAGGCUUCCAAUGAUAUAGCUUAUGCUCUUGCCGAAAUCCCUAACCUGGAAUAUGUUGACAUUGACAUGGAUCUUAGCGGCGACCGACCGAGUGCUGCGUCGAUUGAUGCUCUUCUUAACAACUGCCCCAACCUUCUCUUAACGGAUCAAUUAAGAAACUUGGCUGAUGGAAAUUCCCUUUUCAAUGAAAAGUACUUGCCGAAACUGAAAAGCAUAGAGGACGAGAUGUAUGAAGAAUUAUCCGACUUCAGCUUCAAACUCAAAUUCCAUCAUACCUCAAGUCAUCCGUGCCCUUGGAAUUUCGUUCCAAUGUCUGACUGGACUACAGACGCAAAUGAAGCAUUGACACUCUCUUUAGUGCGGUCUGCAACCGACAAAGAAGUACUUGCCGAAGACGAAACAUAUGAAGAAUUUCACCCAACAUUCACAUAUCCUAUUUAUGGCGAAGAUGAAAAGAUAUACGGUUAUAAAGACAUCGUCAUUGAUCUUCGGUUUACCUCGGGGUCAUUGAAACAAUAUCUUAAUAUCACGUAUGCUAAGAAGUUACCAUCAACAUCGACGGUAGAUGAUGUCGAGGCUACGUUGAGUGGUUUCAUUCCACCAGGUUAUUUCACGGAUAAAGACGCAUUCCUAAAGGCUGUGGACAAUGAUGCAAACGCUUUCCGACCUCCAGGCCAACUUGUUUACUCAUACACAAGGCCCUCUCCCAGCUCUUCUUCUAAGGGAAAGCGGAAAAGAAGUGGCAACAAUCAGGCGUUGGACCCUCAAAGCGAGGACGUCAUUGAAUAUGAAGUAUACCAUUCCACAUGGGAUACCCCAGGUUUUCGAGAGUACCACCGCAGAAUGCAACUUUUCAUUCUUCUUUACAUUGAGGGGGGGUCUUAUAUCAACGAGGAUGAAGAUACAUGGGAGUUUGUUCUAUUAUUUGAAAAGCGUAAAAGAAGAGAUACUUCACAUACAUCGGCAUAUCAUUUUGUUGGCUAUUCCUCACUAUACCCAUUCUACUAUUUUCCUGAAAAGGUUCGACUGAGGCUGAGCCAUAUCGAUUUCUUUUACCUGCUCUCUUUUAUCAAAGAAAUUUUUCAUCUAGCCGAACUUUACAAGGCCAUAUAUCAGUACAUCCUGAAGAACCCAGUCAUCGCUGAAUUGACGGUAGAAGAUCCAGCUGAAGCAUUCGAAGACUUAAGGGACAAAAAUGAUCUUGAGAUGCUACUGUCGAACGAGCGAUUCAUUGAAGAAGCAUUCGGUGCACAGGAUUCUGUCGGAGGUACUCGACGUGCUCGAAAAAGCUUACAUGGAGGUGAACAUGGACUUGAAAAGGGAAAGUUAAUACCACCAGCCGAUAAAGUUUGGUCUGAGAAAUGGCGGAAAGAUCUGAAGAUUGCUGGGCGACAAUUUCAAAGGGUUACUGAAAUGCUCGCACUCCUACAUCUGGAUCCACAGGAUCAGAAUAUUAUGCGCGCUUACCGUCUUCAAGUCAAGGAGCGACUAUACCGAUUCAAUUUUGAAAUUCUAGCCCAGCUUGAAAAAGAGGAAAGGCACGAAAAAUUAGAAGAAACGUUUCAAAGCGUUCGUGAUGAUUACCACAGAAUUCUGGCGCUGGUCACCUGA
Psilocybe cubensis is the source of this 2958-nucleotide messenger RNA. RefSeq lists its product as uncharacterized. The record is from RefSeq and is a predicted model, not a curated record. Gene Ontology annotation, molecular function: histone binding; histone H4 acetyltransferase activity. Lineage: Eukaryota; Fungi; Basidiomycota; Agaricomycetes; Agaricales; Agrocybaceae. The transcript is spliced from 12 exons. Bases 1 to 2958 code for a protein of 985 amino acids. Gene Ontology annotation, cellular component: nucleus. Gene Ontology annotation, biological process: subtelomeric heterochromatin formation.